ACAACCCUUUUAAGCUGCACAACCAAAUGGAUCGCGAUCUUUAAAAUUUUAGUGUGCGCAUGGAGUUUCACCAAUCCUAUCGGCGGCGACAACACCACCCGCAUUUUUCGCCCUAAAGUCUGUCUGUCCUCUGCACACCAGUGGUCCAGGGAGUGCAAACAGGAUGGCGUCAAUGAGCCCCAUCAACGAGAAUGGGCCAGCAACGCCCCCUCUCGCCCCGCCAUCCAAGGACCAGUCGGUGGACUCGAGGAUGAGCAACGGGAACGGCACGACGAAAAAGGAAAAGAGACGCUCAAAGCCACUGGGGGCCAUCGCGAGCCUCUUUGGUGGCGGGUCACACAAAAAGGAUAGGGGAAGGACGAGCAGCGGCGACGAGGGCCUCAACAGCCCCAGACGCAGCGGAAGCAUGCAGAGGAGCGUAGAAAAGCAAGCAGAAAAGGGCGAAAAGGCAAUGCUUGCGGCUAAAUUUGAGCAGGGCGUCAAGCUGCAGCGGCUCCAGUCCGACCUCCGCGCCCAGCAGAUCGAGACGGGCGAGCAGCGGUCCCACUAUGGUGUCCUUCCCAGCAACCUCGCUCUCAAAAAGGCUCUCGACGCGUCUGAGCCUCAUCCGACGAAGGGAGUGGAUGAGCAAGGUGGCGAUGGGGAGGAGGGGGAACAACCAGCGCCCGGUCCCAUUGCCAACGCAGCUGCUUCCCACGCCACCGUGAAGAAGGCAUCCGAGGCAGGCUACAGCCCCCUGUCGACGCUCACCGUCGACGAUGUGGGCCAGGAGAAGUUUUACCGGUUGCGCUUGCACGACAAGCGCACCCUCGGCUCCAAGCUCGUCUUUCUCAUCCUGCGCGACAAGAUCUUUACAUUGCAGGCCGUGCUGCAUGCAGACGAAAACGACGUGACGAGGCACAUGGUCCGGUGGGCCGCCCACCAGAUUCCCCUCGAGUCCAUCGUCGUGGUGCGAGGGAGGCUGCAGAAGCCUCAGGAGCCACUGCGGUCGACGUCCUUUGCCGAUCUCGAGCUCAAAGUGACGGAGCUCUUUGUCCAGAUGGAGCCCAAAGACAAGCCAGCAUUCCACCUGCCCAACCAGCACCCACCACCAUCAAGCACGCCUGCCAACGGUGGCCUCAUCAAGUCGCCACGCGCCAGUAUGGUUUCGCCCGAUGGGUCCGGAAGCGAACGCAGCUCGUUGGAUGUUCCCGUUCCUACCACGGGACCCGUGGGAGAAGCUCUGCCCGUCAUCCAGCAUCUCAAGGCGGCCGAUCCGUCGACGGCGAGCUCGACAGACAGCAGUGCCGUCGAGGUGCCUGGUCCCGGUCCACCAGUGCCCUCGCUCGCGCUGCGCAUGGCCAACCGUGUGCUCGACCUGCGCUCGCCCUCGUCGCAGGCAAUCUUCCGCAUCAACUCGGCCGUCUGCCUGGCCUUCCGCAGCUUCCUGGGCAAGCAGGGCUUCGUCGAGAUCCACACGCCCAAGCUUCUCGGCGGCGCCUCCGAGAGCGGCGCAAGCGUGUUCGGGGUCAAUUACUUUGGCCGGCCGGCCUUCCUGGCGCAGAGCCCGCAACUGUACAAGCAGAUGUGCGUCUGCGCCGGCUUUGGCCGCGUCUUUGAAAUCGGGCCCGUGUUUCGAGCAGAAAACUCCAAUACCCAUCGCCACCUCACCGAAUUCACGGGGCUGGACCUCGAGAUGGAGAUCGGCGACGACUACCAUGAGGCCAUGCACCUCAUCGACGACAUGCUCAAGACCAUCUUUGGCAUCAUCACAAACGACCAUGCUCGGGAGCUCGACGCGCUGCGCAACGAGUACGGCUACCAGGACUUUGUCUGGCUCGACGAGACGCCAGUGCUGCAGUUCCCCGAUGGCAUCAAGAUGCUCGUUGACUCGGGCUACGUCGAGGAGAACGGCGAUGUGCCGACGGUAGACGAGGACCUGAGCACGCGUGCCGAGAUCAGGCUGGGCCGUCUGGUCAAGGAAAAGUAUGGGACCGACUUCUACAUCCUUGACAAAUUCCCUGCAGGCGUUCGGCCGUUCUACACGAUGCCUGAUCCCAUCAGAAAAGGCGCCAGCAAUUCCUUUGAUAUUUUUGUCAGGGGCCAGGAGAUCAUCUCGGGUGGCCAGCGCAUCCACGAUGCCGACAUGCUCGGGGACAACAUUCGCAGAGCAGGCGUCGAGAUGAAGGGCCUCGAGGAGUACGUCAGCGCAUUCAGGCUGGCCGCGCCCCCGCACGCCGGCUGUGGUAUUGGUCUGGAGCGCUUUGUCAUGCUGUUCCUCGGGCUGCCCGACAUCCGAAACGCAUCGCUGUACCCGCGCGACCCAAAAAGCAUGCGACCUUCGAACAACGACGAGCUCCGACACCCCGAUGCGAGCACCAACCCGCCGCCAUGGAAGAAGCGCGGCCAGUCGACGGUGGCGUCGAGCGAGGCGGACCUGCAGCCGCUCGAGAAGCUCAUUGCCAACUACGGCGACACGUCCAACACCUCCUGGCUCGACGCCCGCUUCACAAAGUGGCGCCACGCCGAGACGGGCGCGGCCAUUGGCUACGUCAAGAUGCAGAACGAUACCUGCGUCAUCGUCGGCGACCCCCUCUGCGAUCUGCACCAGUUUCCGCGCGUCGUCAAGGCCUUCAUCGACGAGGUCGUCCGCAAGGAGAAGCUGCAUCCGGUCUGGCUCCUCAUCUCCGACGACCUCGAAAAGGUGCUGGGCGAGACGCUGCACUGGCGCUCCCUCACCUGCGUCGCCGAGUCGCGCAUCCCCACGGCCGAGCGGCGGUCCAGCCCGGCGAGCAACGAGAUGGAGCGCAAGAUCCGCCAGGCCAAGAACAGUGGUCUUUCCAUCCAGACCUUUGGCAUGACCGACGAGGUGCCGGCAGACGUCAAGGCCGAUGUGGACGCAGAGAUCAAGAAGUGGCUCGACAACCGUAAGGGCAAGCAGGUCCACCUCACCGAGGUGACGCCCUGGCGCGACGAGGCGCAUCGCGCCUACUACAUCGUCAGGGAUGCCGAGGAAAAGGUGUGCGCGCUCGUCAUAAUGUGCCAGCUGUCGGCGAACCAUGGUCUACAGAUCAAGUGGGCCCUCGACUUCCCUGGCGCACCCUCUGGCGCCAUCGAGUAUGCCAUCUCGACGGCCGUCGGGGCCACGCCCAACGUGCCCCACUCCUUUGGCGCCUCGGCCACGUCGCACCUCUCCAUGUCGCGCUCGGGCAAGGGCUUGGGCAACAAGGCGCUCGCAGCGACGUACGAGGGCUUUGUCAAAUCGCUCCACCUCCUCAACAAGGGCGACUUCCGCAAGAAGUUUGGCGCAGUCGAAGAGCCGCUCUACAUUGCAUACCACAACAACAUGAGCCCACGCAAGAUCAAGGCAAUCAUUGACUUCUUUGGCUACAACGACUAGGCGUGACGCCUCCCACCACCACUCUCGAUCCUUUGCUCAGUCUUACGAACCUCUCUCUCUCGCUCUCGUUCUCUCUCACAGACAAGUAGAAGAAUACCCUGAGAUACACCAAACAUCUCUUCUUUUCCCUUCAUACACGCCUCGCUCACACUCUUGUCAUCUCUCUAUUAUACACGCAAUGCUAUCUUCUAGAUCACUGGA
This is a messenger RNA of Acaromyces ingoldii, 3580 nucleotides long. Its product is annotated as aspartyl-tRNA synthetase. Gene Ontology annotation, biological process: aspartyl-tRNA aminoacylation. Gene Ontology annotation, molecular function: ATP binding; RNA binding; aspartate-tRNA ligase activity. Gene Ontology annotation, cellular component: cytoplasm; cytosol; aminoacyl-tRNA synthetase multienzyme complex. The transcript has a single exon. NCBI's taxonomy places the organism in Eukaryota, Fungi, Basidiomycota, Exobasidiomycetes, Exobasidiales, Cryptobasidiaceae. The record is from RefSeq and is a predicted model, not a curated record. Bases 164 to 3379 code for a protein of 1071 amino acids.